Molecule: messenger RNA, 1551 nt
Organism: Galeopterus variegatus (Sunda flying lemur)
Lineage: Eukaryota; Metazoa; Chordata; Mammalia; Dermoptera; Cynocephalidae
Product: neurexin-3
Exons: 8
Coding region: 1-1551 (516 amino acids)
Source: RefSeq, a predicted model, not a curated record
AUGGAUCUAGCUCGAGAGGAGAAUGUGGCCACCUUCCGAGGCUCUGAGUACCUGUGCUAUGACCUGUCUCAAAACCCCAUUCAGAGCAGCAGUGAUGAAAUCACCCUGUCCUUUAAGACCUGGCAGCGGAAUGGGCUCAUCCUGCACACGGGCAAGUCGGCUGACUAUGUCAACCUGGCCCUGAAGGAUGGUGCGGUCUCCUUGGUCAUCAACCUGGGGUCCGGGGCCUUUGAGGCCAUUGUGGAGCCCGUGAAUGGAAAAUUCAAUGAUAACGCCUGGCACGAUGUCAAAGUGACACGCAACCUCCGACAGGUGACAAUCUCUGUGGAUGGCAUUCUUACCACGACGGGCUACACGCAAGAGGACUACACCAUGCUGGGCUCUGAUGACUUCUUCUACGUGGGAGGAAGCCCAAGUACUGCUGACUUGCCAGGCUCACCCGUCAGCAACAACUUCAUGGGCUGCCUUAAAGAGGUUGUUUAUAAGAAUAAUGACAUCCGUCUGGAGCUGUCUCGCCUGGCCCGGAUUGGGGACACCAAGAUGAAAAUCUAUGGAGAAGUUGUAUUCAAGUGUGAGAAUGUGGCCACACUAGACCCCAUCAACUUUGAGACCCCAGAGGCUUACAUCAGCUUGCCCAAGUGGAACACCAAACGUAUGGGCUCCAUCUCCUUUGACUUCCGCACCACUGAGCCCAAUGGCCUGAUCCUCUUUACUCAUGGAAAACCCCAAGAGAGGAAGGAUGCUCGGAGCCAGAAGAACACAAAAGUAGACUUCUUUGCCGUGGAACUCCUCGAUGGCAACUUGUACUUGCUGCUUGAUAUGGGCUCGGGCACCAUCAAAGUGAAAGCCACACAGAAGAAAGCCAAUGAUGGGGAAUGGUACCACGUGGACAUUCAGCGAGAUGGCAGAUCAGGUACCAUAUCUGUGAACAGCAGGCGCACGCCAUUCACCGCCAGCGGGGAGAGCGAGAUCCUGGACCUGGAGGGGGACAUGUACCUGGGCGGGCUGCCAGAGAACCGUGCCGGCCUCAUCCUCCCCACCGAGCUCUGGACCGCCAUGCUCAACUACGGCUACGUGGGCUGCAUCCGCGACCUGUUCAUCGACGGGCGCAGCAAGAACAUCCGGCAGCUGGCGGAGAUGCAGAACGCCGCGGGCGUCAAGUCCUCCUGUUCACGGAUGAGCGCCAAGCAGUGUGACAGCUACCCCUGCAAGAACAACGCCGUGUGCAAGGACGGCUGGAACCGCUUCAUCUGCGACUGCACCGGCACCGGCUACUGGGGCAGAACCUGCGAAAGGGAGGCCUCCAUCCUGAGCUAUGAUGGCAGCAUGUACAUGAAGAUCAUCAUGCCCAUGGUCAUGCACACAGAAGCAGAGGACGUGUCCUUCCGGUUCAUGUCCCAGCGAGCUUAUGGGCUGCUGGUGGCAACGACCUCCAGGGACUCUGCUGACACCCUGCGUCUGGAGCUGGAUGGUGGGCGUGUCAAGCUCAUGGUUAACUUAGACUGUAUCAGGAUAAACUGUAACUCCAUUAAUUCCUACUCCUACCGUUAG